UAGGACUGACGCUCUUCUCCUGUAAGCUCCUCUGCAUCUAAUCGCCUUGCCGUUUAGGGAAGACAUCCUGCUCUUCUGUUGUGGUAAGGCCAAGCCUGCAUCCAGGAGCACUGCCACUAGUGGGGCUCUCUAACAUCAGGGCUAGUUUCUGCUGCCAUUUCUCGCUGUUCUACAGCGAAUAUUGUGGGAGGAAGCGCGACUAAACUGGCAUUCCAUCCGCGUCGCGGAGCUUAAUGUUUGAGGAGAUAAUCAAACAAAAUAGUGAUGGCAUCUGCGGUUCGUGCUCCGCUAAGAGCAGCGAUGGCUACACUAGCGGGGACAGCAGCAGCGCCAGCGACUACUGCGGCUCGUCGAAGCUUUGUUUUCCGCAGAACGCAGCGCGAGCAACUAUCCUCCGCAGGAUUGCUUCGUAAAGCACACAAGCUCGGUCAUUCCAUGACCCAUUCCCCUACACUCCGCCACCUUUCAGUCUCUUCCUCCUCCUCUUCCUCCUCCUCUUCAUCCUCCUCCUUUACCUCCUCCCUCGAUUCCUCUGAUUCCUCCGACUCCUCCGACCCCUCCUCCGCUUCCCCCUAUGCCACUGCUCCCCCGCUCCCCCACGACUUCUCUCCGCGCCCUCUCCCCAUCGAUCCGCAGCAGCUGCGCGGACUCAAGCUCAUCUGGGCCGCGGAGCCCGCGCAGGGCCACCACAUGGAGGGGCACCCAGAGAGCAAUGAGCGCGUGGUGGGAGUGAUUAAGGAACUGCAGGACGCUGGACUCACAGACAAG
Molecule: messenger RNA, 768 nt
Organism: Closterium sp. NIES-67
Lineage: Eukaryota; Viridiplantae; Streptophyta; Zygnematophyceae; Desmidiales; Closteriaceae
Source: the annotation of a GenBank genome assembly